AGAUAUACCAGAAAUAUUUCUGCUCUUCUGGCGUUAUGCUGCGGCGGUGGCCGAGUCUUGAGUCCUGACUCCUGAGUGCAGUGUCGAGUGCGAAUCGAAUCGAACGGAUUUUAAGGAUACGGCUGACGGUGAGCUCGAGCUAUGAGCAGCGGUGGGGUCUAGAGCCUAGACCCGUUAAUUGUGGAACCUUCCUGAAUCGGCAAGCUCUCAGCAUAACCACUGAGCUCCUCCACACAUCUCAACAGAAAGGAGCAGAAUGUUGAUCCGCUGGAAGAGCAAAGACAAGAGCGCCUCCUCCAACCAGAGCGCCUGUGGAAGCAGCAGCUCCUCCUCGAAGAAGAAGCGCAAAGGUCGUGAGGGCGAAGAAGACUGGCAGAAUGAAGCCAAGUCGGGACGACUUCCGCCCAAUGAACAGGGCGGUGAAGAACGGCGCCGAGCUAUGCGACGCGAUGAUCCACGGCGACACACCCUCGGCGGCGACAUGUUGGUUUAUGGAGGCUCUCAGCAUCCACACGCCCAUCAAAUGGCGCCACAACAACAGCGCGCCAUGGAUCUGGAAAUGAGUACGCGCGCCCAGAAGAACAAAAAGAAUCAACCGAUGCGGGGCUAUGCGCCCGUUAAUCAGGGUCCGCUGUUCGACGAUGAUCCGGGCAUCAUGUCAGAGGUGGAAACGGCCAGCACCGGAUUCCGGAGGGGCGGCAAGCAGCGCUCCUCGCUCCCCGUGGUACGCACACCAUCCAAAACGCUGGAGCGGCCGCUGGGCUUGGUCUUUCUGCAGUACCGCUCGGAGACGAAGCGCGCCCUGCUGCCCAACGAGAUCACCUCGAUUGACACGGUGCGCGCCCUGUUCGUGCGCUCGUUCCCGCGCCAGUUGACCAUGUCGUACUUGGAGGGACCCAAUGUCAAGAUCUACAUCCAUGAUGCCAGCAAGGAUAUGUUCUACGAGCUGGAGGAUGUACGCUCGCAUCUGCGCGAGAUCCGCGACCGAUCUGUGCUGCGCCUUUUCGAGUCCACUGAGGUGGCGGCCCCGCCCCAGAUUCUGCCAGGCGGACCUGGCAUCCCGCAGCCCCUGCCCCCAGCACAGGCCAACUGGGACCAGGAUCAGAGCUACUUCAGUGAGCCGGAGUUCGACUCGGACUACAAGCACCAGCACAUCCACAAAUCAAAGAUUGGGAAACAACCGGCGCCCUACUAUGUGGGCUCAUCACAGACACUGCCUCGGGGCAUGUACUCAUCAGAACGAAACAAGGUGUCGAUGGACGGCUAUACCAGUUCUCCGGAGCGCAGCAGCCGCGGCAACUAUGAGGAGCCAUACUACAGCCAGUAUGGGACAAGGGGCACUGUCGUGGCGCCCAUUAUCGACGAGGAGCAGAGCGAUGGAACCAUGACAGAGGAUCAGUAUGCACUGUACGGCAUCAAGGUGGGACCAAACCGCCUAACGCAUCGCGGCAACCAGAUCUACGACCCAACUAGGCCAGAAGAAUUGCAUCGAAUUCGCGUGGAGCACAUGGAAAGGCAGCUGGCCAACCUAACGGGACUGGUGCAGAAGGCACUGGUCAAUCAGAAUCCACAGAUUGCCCCACUGGCCGUGCCCACCCUGGAUCCCAAUUAUCUCGUCGUGCCAUCGCAAAUGCAAGCCAACGGCUCCGGGGAUGAGCUGUACAUUCGGGAGAAAGCUCCCAAGCUGGGCAAGAACUCGUGCCAAAAAUCCGUGUCCUUUGAGAAGUCCGUGUCAUUUAGCGAUGACAUACAGGGAAUACCAAAGUCUCACAACCCACUACAUGCCGCUGACACAAAGCCUACCAAGCCGGCAAUCAAGUCGUCCACCCUUCCACGCACCUCGUCACAAGAGCGAGACCGCCUAAAGCCUCCUCCUCCACCCAAGCCGAUUGUGUUGGCCCAGACAGCUCACCCUACCUAUCGGGCGGACAUUGCACUGGCUCCCGAGGUUUAUAAUCAUCUGCGUGGCCUGCAGAAGAAGGCCAAGGACCUACGCAUGGAGGUCCGUACGCUGAGGCGCCUGUCGCAGGCUCAGGCCGUCGCCGUCCGCGAGGACAUUAAGGGAACCUUCAUGCGCAUCCGUGCCACUCUGCUGGCUAGCAGCGGCAGCUUCUGGGACCACCAGGGUGACCAGGACGCUACUCGUAUAUCGCGUGAAGAGGAACUCUAUAAGCAGGAAGUCAUACGUCUGGAAAAGGACCUCAGCGACCUGGAGGGAUCCGUGGAGAACCUGCGCGGUGAGGUAAUAAACCGGCGCACUCGAGUCAAUAUGACCGCUGUGGAAGAUAUGGCUUUGGUGUUGAGUCGGGCUAGCAAAACUGUUGCCGAACUGAAGCUCAAGUUCCCGGCCCUUUCAAAUGGCUUGCGCUGCAUCCUGUCCAACGAGAUGGAGAAGGUUGUGCGAGAAGAAAAGUUCCUCAAAGAAGAGCCCGACCGCUUGGAGUCGGCACUGCGUCGCUGCAAGAAGUUGACUGGCACCUUGGUGACGCUCAAACGCUUGGCCAGCGUGCAGGAGCAACGAUUGCCGCCGAAUGAGCCAACUAUUAGUGAGGAGCCGCCGCGAUCAGCGGACAUCUCGGCGCCCGACAAGCCAAUCCCAACACCCAGGAUGGGGUCGUUCGCUCUCAGCGGGGGACUCGCACCCGAAAACGCACUCGAUGCUCUGCUAGAUGAGCUCAAGACAUUCUCCAAGCCUAUUGCCCAACAACAACAGCAACAGCAGCAGCAACAGCAGCAGCAACAGCAGCAGCAGCAGCAGCAGCAACAACAGCAGCAGCAACACCAGCAACUAUACGAGAUUCGCCCUGAAGAUUCGGCAUCCGAUGAAAGCGCACAGGCCGCAGUACAAAGCACCGUCACCACGCAAAUAUCGCAGGCACGUCUCUACACGGAGGCGAGUGUCAACAUGCAGCAGGCAACCACCGGCAGCAUGGUCAUCGCUGUCGCCUCGGGCAAUAUGCCAGCUCAAGCUCAGGCUCAGCGAGGUGUGCUCACCCAUCAGCAGUCGCAGUCACAGUCCCAGGCACAGCUAAUGGUGCACACCAACAUGGGCAGCCUGCGCCGUUUGCACUCCUAUCCCAGUGAGUCGGAUGGCGAACUGUCUGGACCGCCACCGACUGGUCCGCGGGCCAGUGAGACCACGUCUUUAGCCAACGGCGGCAGCAGCAACAAGCCACCCGUGCCCGAGCGUAACGCUGAAUUGAUCACCAAGGUGGGCCACAAGCGCAUCCCGCCACCUCCGCCGCCACGCACCAGCUCACGCAGUCCACUGGCCAGUCCAACCAGCCCGAACGUGCCACAGAAUCUGGCUGCCGCAGCCACAGUCAAUUCAAAUGCCAGUGCCACAGGCAACAGUGUCCCAGUGAUUGAUUCCGUUGCCAUUGUCGGUGGCGACACCUCAAGCGGUGACAACUCGAGCGGCAAUGAGUCCGGCAACGAUCAUGUCCAGCGCCAAGUGGCCCUCGAGAUGCGUCAUCAGGAGCUGCUGAAGAAGCAAAAGAUGUUGCAGGAGCAAUACCAACGUUUGCAGCAGAUGAGCAAAUUGCCCUCGGUGGACGUGGCCUGUCCCUCAUCCACCGCAUCGCAAGAUAUGUCCGGUGGUGGGAGCAACACCCUCCGCAAGCUGGGCAGCGAGACGAACAUACAGCAGAAGAUCGCCGCAUUGAGUCUGGCCUGUGAGGCUAGUGGUGCCGCAGCUGCGGCAGCGGCGGCUGCUGCUGCGGCUACCAAUGGUGGUGUGGUGGCCAGUGAUGCUACGAGCGGUGCGAUUGGCGUUGGUGGUGGUGGUGGUGGUGGAGCUACAGGGGCGGCUGGUGCGGGCGCUGCUGCUGCGAACUCCAACUCGAACUCGAACUCGAAUCUGAACUCUCAACACCAGACGACAGCCACGACGACCACUAAACAGCUGUACGAGACCGAGAUACUUUAACACAACUGGAAAUUGGCGUGGAACGAAGCUAAAAUUGACAUUUAAUCGGAGCGAUUCAGAUGCCUGAAUCAAAUCAAUUGAAUCAACGAUUGAAUCGAUCGAUCGUAUUCCGAAUCCUCCCCUACCCUACCCACAGUCAGACCUAAUCGUACGCUGACGUAGAACAACAGAACAGAAACGAUAGUUAAGAUUGAAUAUGGAAUAUGAAUGAAUGGCAAGCAGAUUGGUUUUGUCUGCUAAGUAGAGAGCACGAGUGGCUCCCAUCUCGUACAUACUUGUAUUUACUAUCCAUCUUAUUGUCGUACAUAUAAAUGUGUGUAAUUUGCACAGAACUCCAGCAUCCGAUGUGUAUGUACGUUGUUAGGUGUUGUCUGUGAAAAACAUGUAAUGAUUCGGAGUCGGAGUCAAGCAAAAACUAAUCGCAAAACAUACAAUAUUGAAUCGAAUCGCAAAUCAAAAAAAACCGUUUGUGUAAUCACCAUUUGUGUGCACCCCCCCAUAGAAAGCAAAAAACGAAAAAUGAAAAAUGAAAAACGAAAAAAAUGAAAAAAUGAGAAACGGGCAUAGGAUAAAUGUAUAGCAUACCUUAAUAUACCGUACGUACACACCCUAUGCACCGUCGUAAUGAGACCCAGAUGAAUGUAUUUAUGUAUGUACUCGCUUUACAUUGAUGUACUUGUUGCAUGUUGUGUUUUUUGUUGUUGUUUCGAUGAAAUUAUAGGACAUAAAGAACAAGAGCAGUACGGGGAAGGGCGAUUAAGGCCGACGCAGUCGGAUUAUUCAAAUGGAAAAUUGGAAAUGUUUUCCAUAAAGAACACAUCACAACCAAAACACACACGUAUAACCCCGCCCCCAGCACCUAAAGCCUAGAUAUAUGUGUCAUCAAUGCCCGAGCAUUAUCCCUAGACCUAAAUCCAGGAUCCACACAACAUACACACACACACAGUCGUAGAAUCAACAGACUUCUGCAUAGCAAAACAUAACACAACAACAACAAGAAGAAGAACAACACACAGUCGUACAAACCAGAAGCCGAUUAACAUACGAUUAACUAUUAUGCACAUGUACAGAUCUACGUAUGUACUUAAACCAAAAAAAAAAAAACGAAUAUGUCAUAGAUUUUUAUUAUUACCUUGGUAUGGGACGUGAGACUGAUAGUUCUAUAUAUGUAGCUCAUCAUGAUACAAUAUGAAAUACGAAGAGGAAAACCAAAUAAGAUGAAUAUUGUACUUAUUUUUGUUAACAAGAUGACUAGCUAAUUUUAUUCCCACUAAAACCAAAAAUGAAAAGAAAGCCACAAGAAAUGCACUCCCUCCUAAACCCUCGUAAAGAGUCGAGGCCUCUCUUUGAUGGGCAUUUCGGAGAGUGUAUCUACACUUCGGACUACCGACGAUUUAAUUGUUUACAUGACGCACCUAUCAAAUGGGUAAAACAUACAUAUAUCCUUAGCUAUAUGCAACAAAAAACAAAAAACAAAAAAAACACUACAUUACACGCAACAUCGAACGGUGGUUCCCUUAGAAUGACACCCCUCAAGAACCAUAUCCAUGGGUAGGUCACGAUGGCCUUGUCUUUCUCUUCUCUACUCGAUCUGGCUUUCUAGUAUGAAGUUUUAUAAUAUCAGAAAGCUCUUGUUUUUUUAGCCAAAUCUAAAACCAAAUCCAAAGUUAACCAACAGCAUCCUUAACUACUAUUAGAUAUGAUCGAUGCUUGGGGAGAGUAAUGUGGAUAGAGAGAAGACAGCCAUAGAUUUGUUAUUUUUAGUGCUCGGCUCGGCCAGUAUUACGUACACUUCAGUAUUAUAGGCUAAUUUAUAUUUAAAUUUACUUGUAAAGGACACUCACACACACACACAAAUUUGUUGCACCUUUGCCACCAUCACAUCUUAUAUCAAUUAACACACCAGCCACACCCCACACACAUUCCUUAAAUUGUUCAAUUUUCGAAGUCUAAAGGAGGUCUGCCACAGUUUUAGAAUAAGAUCACGAAUGAAACAAAAAAAAAAAACACAAACAAAAACGUUGCAAUGAACAUUUUAGAGUAUAUGUAUCUGCUACUUGCUACUCAUAUAUGUAUGUAUAACUUCAUAGUUCUAUUAUAUGUAUAUCCAUAGCUCAAAUACACCAUUCGGCUUCUGCUGAUGAUACAUACAUACAUACUUAACGGUCUAGGCCCCCAGUUUAGAUGGCCAAGGUGCAAUAGACUUGACUUCAAGACUAAUAAAAAAAGAAAAUGCCAAAAACACUUGAAAAAUAAAACCCCCUUAGGUGCGCGCUCAAGACAUUUUACAUUUAUACACAAAGACAAAUAUUUACCUAAGUUAGUAGAUUUGUAUUAUUUAUUUAGCGCCAUUCGACGAAUAUGUAUAACAUAUAUAUAUACGAGUAUAUAUAUAUAUAUAUUUACAUGCAAAAAUCACGCAACGAAAUACACAUUUAAAAAAAAUGAACAUAUAUACAAGCAUACGAUGAAUACGAUGAUAAUAAGUAACGAACUAUGCGAAAGGCAGUGUUUAAAGGUCCCCUAAUAAUACCAACUCAAGAUAUUUAAGUAUAAAGUUAUACAAGGGGACGGUGUCCAAGAAAUGGCAUCGAUCGCCCAAUUAUAUUCCCUAAAAGGCACAUCACAUACACACACACCACCCCACUCCUACCAUUAACCUACACCCAAAAACACACACACACAGAGAGAGGUAUUUUAGUAUCGCUAAUAACGAACUAAAACCCAAAAUCCCUGUCCCAAAAAGAGGAAGGCAGAAGGAAUGGUGCAGAACUCAAUUAAGAUUUAAGCUGCAUCGAAAGAACGUUUAGAAGUGCGUAUUUUUUUCUUAAUAAUAAUUAUUCUAUUUAAAUCACAACAAACCACAACAAUAAAUAUCAUUCGUAAAAUGGACUCUGAA
Drosophila eugracilis is the source of this 6827-nucleotide messenger RNA. Its product is annotated as coiled-coil domain-containing protein CG32809. NCBI's taxonomy places the organism in Eukaryota, Metazoa, Arthropoda, Insecta, Diptera, Drosophilidae. The transcript has 17 exons. The record is from RefSeq and is a predicted model, not a curated record. The coding region runs from base 257 to 3928 and encodes 1223 amino acids. Gene Ontology annotation, cellular component: cytoplasm.